Zasmidium cellare ATCC 36951 is the source of this 531-nucleotide messenger RNA. RefSeq lists its product as uncharacterized. The transcript has a single exon. NCBI's taxonomy places the organism in Eukaryota, Fungi, Ascomycota, Dothideomycetes, Mycosphaerellales, Mycosphaerellaceae. The record is from RefSeq and is a predicted model, not a curated record. Bases 1 to 531 code for a protein of 176 amino acids.
AUGGCGAGAACCGCGAAGCGACCAUGUGCCGACGAGCCAGAAACCCAGAGGCCUCGAACUCACACCAAGAUCUCGAACAAUACAUCAUAUUCAUCCCCAUCGCACCUACCUACGACCGAGCCGACCACGAAACACAUCAUGGAUUUCAACAACGAGAACGAGAGAGAGGACCGCAUCAUGCCAUCUCGCGACACAGCCGACCAAGAGCCUGACCAGGCAAAAGAAAAGGAGACGGCAGCACAGAAGGUGUUCAGCAUGUCUGAGGUGGUGCAAAUCAUGCUCGACGACAUGACUCCAAAAGAGCUGUUCCAGCCCGUCCGCAUCAACCGCACCUUCUGUGAUACCAUUGCCCAGCUCCCAAGAUUCCAACACAGAAUGUUCCUCACACCGACCAAGGUCUACCACCAGGCUGAGCGGGCUACGAAUGGAUACUUGAGGCUCUCCGAACCUAUCGAACUCAACUCAACCCUUUCAUCUCUGCAGAUGACUGGACUGUGUGGCAGAAUGCAGUGGACUUGGAAGACUACCUAG